UACUCUCCCAAUUUCAUUUUCGCACCCCCACCAUUCCCAGCUCCAGUUUUUCCAUUUUCUCCCUUCUUCUUCUUCUUCCUCCUCCUCCUUUCUCUCUCGCUCUCACUGCCACCACCUCCUCCUUCUUCCUCCACCAUCAAAACCCUUUUCUCACAUCACAAUAAAUCCCCUCCUAUAAGCUCGAACCUCAACCUACCAUCUCUACACCCAACCAGACUCAGAACCACUACCCUCUGCACCUCCCUACACUAGCCAUUUUUUUUAUCUGGGUUUUUAUCUCUUCCUCCUUCUCUUUCUCUGUAUUACUUUUUCUCCCAAUAUUCAUAGGCAAAUUAGAGUUCUGAGAGCUCUAAUUUGAUUACAAGUCUGUGGGCUCCUCCCUCUCCUCAGCCUCAGCAAUCAGUAUGGUUGAUUGCACCCUGCUGAUCUUUGGCUUGUUGGCUUUCGCCGCUUUCCCGUUGUCUUCUUCAGAUCCGAACGACGAGGCCUGUCUCAUCAAUCUAAGCCAAUCUUUAGAAGACCCAACUAAUUCACUCCAUAACUGGACCCAAUCCAACCUUGCUAACCCUUGCAAUGGCUUCAACUCUUACAUUCAUGGUGCCACUUGCAACGGCGGCCGUAUUUACAAACUUUCCCUCAAUAAUCUCUCCCUCCGCGGUACUAUUUCUCCUUUUCUUGCCAACUGCACAAAUUUACAAGCCCUCGACCUCUCCUCCAAUUUCCUCACUGGUCCCAUCCCUUCCGACCUCCAAUAUCUCGUUAAUCUCGCUGUCCUCAACCUCUCCGGUAAUCGUCUCACCGACCAGAUCCCUCAGGAGCUCGCAUUUUGUGCUUAUUUGAACGUUAUCGAUCUCCACGACAAUUUGCUUACCGGUCAGAUUCCCCAGCGAUUGGGUCUUCUCGUUAGGCUCUCCACUUUCGAUGUCUCUAAUAAUCGUCUCUCCGGACCAAUCCCCUCCACGCUCGGAAAUCGAAGUGGGAAUUUACCCAAAUUUAAUGCCUCUUCCUUUGAAGGCAACAAGGAUCUUUACGGCUACCCUUUGGCGCCAUUGAAGAACAGGGGCCUCUCCAUCAUCGCCAUUGUUGGAAUCGGUUUAGGGAGUGGACUCGUUAGCUUGGUACUCAGCUUCACCGCCGUUUGUAUAUGGCUGAAAAUUACCGAGCGGAAGAUGGUGGUUGAAGAAGGAAAAAUUAGUCAGCUCAUGCCCGAUUAUUGAUCUUAAUCACCCAUUUUCAAGCAGAGAUUAACGAGUUUGUAAUUCUUGAUAAAAUUUCUGUUCAGGUAUAUACCAUUUCCCCUCUUUUUUUUCCUCUCUCUUUCUCCCCCUUCCUAAACCAGUUAUGGUUUAGUCCUUUUCUUUUGCCUUUUGUAAUUGGGAGAUGCUCUCUCGAUUCAACAUCGGAGAGGGAUCUUUUUUCCUUUUUCUUUUUCAUUUUUUUUUUUUUUUUUUUUUGCCUCUCACCUUUUUAGCCAUUUUCUUCCCAAAACAAUCAACAAUGUAAAAAAAAAAAACCCAUUGGUUAAAAUCAAGAUGCGCUCCCAUUUUCUUCCAUCU
Benincasa hispida (wax gourd) is the source of this 1556-nucleotide messenger RNA. RefSeq names its product receptor-like protein 44. Lineage: Eukaryota; Viridiplantae; Streptophyta; Magnoliopsida; Cucurbitales; Cucurbitaceae. The record is from RefSeq and is a predicted model, not a curated record. Gene Ontology annotation, molecular function: protein binding.